AUGGCAUUGGCGCCGGAUUUACAGUCACCCGAAUCCUAUGUUAUAUCAUUGCCGCCGUCGUCGGCUGUAUCUCCGGCAACAUUUGAAGAUUCUUUAUAUACGAAUUAUGAUGCGAGCUUUUUUAUCCCUUCAGUUCUGGUGGCCAGAAGCGGUUUCGAUUUAGCCACCGUAGCCAUUAUUACCUCCCUCCUCCUCCUCUCUGUUCUUUCUUUUUUAUUCAUAUUCCACCUCCGCAUAAAAUCACGCAGAAUGAAGCAUUUACAAGAUUUUAAUUCACUGUGGACCGUGAGAUUACUCCUUGUAACGUUUGCUUUUCUCUGGGCCGUGAAUGAAACCAUACGUCUACCAAAUGUUCGGCGAAAGUACCUCGACCCUUUUUUAACGUUCAAUCAACAAACAAAUCUGUGUAAAUUCCAUGUUGUUCUUUCUCUUGGAUUCUACGAACCGGGUUUCUUAAUCACCCUUCUUUUCUUGGUUAACGUUUCGAUCAAGAAAAAAAACCCUUGUCGAAUGUGGGCUCUUUUGUGUGUGUCCAUGGUGUGCUUCCCCAUGACAUUGAUACAGACAAUUCUUGUCUACUUUGCGCCAUUGGAGACAGAGCUUCCCAAAUUCGUGCAUGGUAGUUCAAUUCUUACGAUUGAUUUUCAAGGAAACAAAACCGUUCUUUGCACAUACCCAUUUUUCAGUUGUGUUGUCUUUUGGGUAUUUGCAAUUGUUUAUGCAUUAGCUUUCUUGUUUUCAUGUUGGAGGGUGCUGGACUUUGUGAUCAACAAGAGUAUACGUGUACGAAUCAACUUGCUGUCAGCUGCCGUAAUGGUGGCGCUGCCAAUACAAAUUCUCUGCCUCGGCCUCUCGUGGCUGUGGCUGCCAGAGGAGGACGGGUAUGGGUGGGUUGUGUUAGUCAUGUUCUUUAGUAUCACCACAUGCAUGGCGGUGGGAGAGGUUAUAUUGACAAUAAAGCCAAUAACGGAUGCAUUGGUGGCAGGGGCUGAGUGUCGCCGGCGUUUCCCCGGAGGAUUCCGGCUGAGGCGGCAGGUGGUGCAAAGAGAACGAGUGAAUCAUCAAGAAACGGGUCUAUAG
Olea europaea var. sylvestris is the source of this 1080-nucleotide messenger RNA. RefSeq lists its product as uncharacterized. The transcript has a single exon. NCBI's taxonomy places the organism in Eukaryota, Viridiplantae, Streptophyta, Magnoliopsida, Lamiales, Oleaceae. The coding region runs from base 1 to 1080 and encodes 359 amino acids. The record is from RefSeq and is a predicted model, not a curated record.